Molecule: messenger RNA, 2025 nt
Organism: Colletotrichum tamarilloi
Lineage: Eukaryota; Fungi; Ascomycota; Sordariomycetes; Glomerellales; Glomerellaceae
Exons: 3
Coding region: 1-2025 (674 amino acids)
Source: RefSeq, a predicted model, not a curated record
AUGGACGAAGCCAUGGAUUACGCAUACCAUCAUCCGGAGCAGCCUCAGGGUCAGGCACAGAAUCCGUACGCACAACAGCGACCACGAUGCCCUUAUUUCCUCAACAGAGAAGGCCAACAGCAACUCCCUGGGAUGCCACAGCACCGCUCAACAAUGCACUACGACCCUGUUCACUCUUCAGCGAAUUACCCAAAUUGGCAGCCUCAAGUGCCACCGAUACCUGGGCCAUAUCACUGGCAACACCAACCCCACAUGAUGAACCACCGGGGACAUCCGGCACCCCAGCACCGGCCUUCGAACUCGGGCUCUGAGGCACCUUACUACAACCAUGUACCUGUUCCGAACUUUGGCAAUGUGGCUGGUGGCUACUCAGGGGCAGCCCCAAGCGAGAUGGUAGGCCCUCCAAACAUGCAGCCGUCGUUCCCUCAUACGCAGCUCCCUCCGGUGAGAUUCAAUCUUUCGACAGCCCUACCAGCAGGCCAUCCGGCACAAGGCCAGCCGUUCUACACCAGCUCUGAGAGGAACUUUGGUGGGCAAAAUGCUGCACCUCGCCACAACGCCUUUAACACGGCUUCUCACUCUGUGAAUACAUCAACUCCUCCCGUAGCACAAACUAGCUCAGAACACCUUGUGGCAGCCCUGAAUCCUCCCCAGAUCGAGACAUCAGACUCUACUGGAGGUACAAAUCAAGCACCAUCUUCUGGGGCCAGCAUCCAGUUUGGAUCUGCUCCUCCUUCAUCUGCUCUCCACCGCAGCACUGCAACCUUCCCCAAUCCGCCGCAUGACGUUCAUCAACCUAAUUCAGGCGCCUCAUCUUCUGGAGCCUCGAGCUCAUCAAGCAGCUUGGGCUCGCAUCACCAUCCAGAGCGACGUCGAGUUCCUGCCAUUCGGCGCGCGUCCAGAAGACAAAGCCCUCUUUCCGACAGUGAUGUCGAUUCCGACCGAAGCGCGCUCGAACAGGUCAUAGCAUUGGCUGGAAAUCCAACGCAAAUGGCGCGUCAUAUUAUGACUCUGGAAGAAGACCACGUUCGGGCCGCUCAGUUCAUGCGUGGCUCUGUGACCACGAAAUAUGUGGCGUCUUCAUCGGCUAUCCAAUCUCUUCAGAGCGUUCCGAUUACCGAGCUAUCAGAAAGCGAAAGAACCUGCGUCAUCUGCUACAAUGAAUUCGGUGUAGAAACACCCGAGGGCGUGAAGGAGGCUCCGCUGCGACUGCCCAAAUGCAAACAUGUGUUUGGUGAUCACUGCAUCAAGAAAUGGUUUGAGGAGUCGGACAGCUGCCCUUACUGCAGAGAUAAGGUGCCGCACGAAGCCAGGAUCACAUCCACACACCCAAACUUUGACCGGUACUACCGCAAUCGUGGUCAGGUGAAUCUUGGAGGUCUUGCUGGUUACGCUGGCUACAUGCGAGACAGGGACGCCAGUCUUGCGCAGGACGACUCAAACCGCUCGCAAGGAUCUGGAUCUAGCCAUGGUGAACGCCGCUCUCCCCCGACAGACAGCGGUGAAAGUCGGCGUAGGAUUCGACCUCGUACUGGUAUUCAAGGGCCAGGGUCACCAACACUCAGCAGCAGCCGGCCCAGACCAGUAUCCAGCGCAUACGAAAGUAGUAGGAGAGCGCAUGCUGCAAUUCCUGCUCUGCUCCCACCUCGUGGAGCUUUCGCAUCCAACGGCUCCAGUCGUACGAACCACGGUGCUAUAUCACGGGUGUCGUUUUCCGGUUCCAACCUGCAUCAACACCAUCAUCAGGCGACUGGCUUUGCAGGUCAAGGAGAGAACGGGAGCGCCUCGACGCAGGGAGUUCCGAUACUCGCACGCCACCCUAAUGGAGCUGCGCCAACCGCUCUUGGCGUGCCUGAAGGGCUCCAUGGGAACGGAUAUCUGAACCCCGCGAACCGAACCUCACUGCCGGCAGUCCUUCCGGGCCCUUGGAUCGGAGACCUAACAGCACCCGACGAAAGCCAUCGGCGUAUGAUGGGUGGUGAGAAUGGUGUGUCGCUUCAAGCCAACCCAUGGGUACGGGAAUAG